GAUCGCUCAGUCUGGCCUCGGUAAGGAUCGAUUUGCAUUGGGAGCGAGAGAGAGCUGGGUCGAGUUUUGUUCAGGAAUAGAUCGCCUUCUUGUGACAUUGCAGAACUGCAAAGUGUGGGAUGAGUUGAAGGUGAUGUUAUGGAGCAGGAUCGAACCCAGGCUGAGGUUGGGUGGGGGCGCCCGGGGAUGACGGAUCCCCGAUCAAUGAUAGAUGCCAUGCAGGACCCGGCAUACCUUGCAGCAAUGGCGGCUCACAGUUUUCAGAGUGCCAGUUCCCAAGCGGGACCGGUGAGCUUGCCUAGCGGUCUCCCUUCCUUCAACAGCAUGGCAGGGAGUCCCGGGGCUAUGGGCAUGCAGGGAAGGGCCGGGUAUCCUGGGGGUGGGGACAUGCCGAUGUUCUACCCAAAUCAGGACAACGCGCCAGCCGAUUUCAGAAGGUCAGGCAUACCUGAUGCAGUCACUCCCAAUGAUGCGCAGUUGAACCUAAAGAGAAGGAUAAGUCAGUUGGUCCAGAUGCGAGCCAUGUUUGGAGCUGGAGGACCAGGGGGAAAACCUGGGGGACCUGGAGGUCAAGUUGGGGGACCUGGAGGUCAGGUUGGGGGACCUGGAGGACAAGUUGGGGGACCUGGAGGUCAAGUUGGGUCACCAGGGGGAUUUGGGGGAGCUGUGGAAAACCCUUCCUCACUCUUCCGUGCCCAGUCGUUGCCCCAGUUACACAGAGGUGAUAACCCUGGAGGAAGUCUCCCAGGGGUUGAUGGGAAAGAUGAGGCAGGACUAUGGAAGACACAGUCACAGAAGGAUCUUCAAUAUGGUUCUCCAAGUCCCCGAUCCAUGGCCAGUAUGAUGAUGUCUGCUCCAUCAUCACCCCUGGCCAGGCCCCUCUCCAGACCUGCUUCCAGACAAGACCUGCAGGACAUGGCUCAGAGUCCUCAGGGAUUCAAGUUGCAACAGGAGGUCCAAAAUGCUUUGCAACAGCAACAGCAACAGCAGCAGCAGCAGCUAAUAGGGCAGCAACCACAACUUCCACAUCCAAAGAACCUGCAGCAUCCACAACAGCUGGUUAAUCAUCUUCAACAUCCAGGGCAGCAGCCACAAUCAUCACAUCAUCAGAAUAUUCAUCAUCAACAGUUAACGAACCAACAGCAUCAACUUCAACAACAAAGGCAGCAACAGCCUCCAGAUAAUCAUCAACAGAACAUGCAGCAGCAACAGCAGCACCCUCAACAUCCACAGAACAUGCAUGGAAAUCAACAACAUCUGUUUCAAAAGCAAGUGCAAAGUCAACAGAAGGUUCAGCAACAACAAGUGGGAAACCAACAGUUCCAAACUAUGGCUCAUCAACAACAGGGACAUGGCAGUCCUCAUCCUCAUCAUUUUAACAUGCAACAACAUCAUCAACAACUUGGGCAGCAGCAGCAGCAAGGGCAACAGCUUCAAAACCCUGGAAAUCAACCCAAUUUGCAUGAACAAUUGAGUAAUCUGGUUGCUCAUCAGCAACAUCAACAACCAAUGAAACAUCCACAGCAGAUGAUGCAACAGCAGCCAAACCAACAUCUGCAACGUCCACAACAGGCUGCAGAAUCUUUCAAGAAGCCAUCCCCACAAAUGCUGCCACCUCAAGCUCCUCCUCAAUACUGGACGACAUCUCAGGGAAAUCAGGAUAAUAACAUUCUCAGUACAAAUUCAUCAUAUCCAUCACUGAAUGCAUUUGUCACAACAACUGCUUCAAGCUCAACUGUGAUGUCAUCUGGUCCAUCAGGGGCUCCUGCCUCUGGUAACCAGAUGUUUGAUCCUGUGGCAUCUCACACUCACAAACCAACAGGACAACCACCAUCCCCCAAAUUCCCUGGCAAUCAGAAGAACAUGCUGCCAGGAAACUUUGAUCAACAAUUUCAAAACUUCAAGGGAGUCAGUGCAAGCUUUCCGAGCUACCCAGUGUCUUCAGAAAGCAAUUUUGCAAAUUCUGUUGGCUUUCCUGGCAAUCUGUUAAAUAAUUCUGAAGUCAAAAAUACUAAUAUUGAUGGACAAAAAGGCAGCAUAAAUUCUCUACCUGAUGCUAAGCCAGUGAAUGCAGAACCUAACAAACCUAAAAAGACUAGGAAACCCAAAGCAAAGGUUGAAAAGACCCCUGAUAACAGCAAGAUUUCAGAUUUGAUGGCUUCAGAUAUAGACAGAAAGCUUCUGGCUAUGUUUCCUCAAUAUCACUUCUAUCUGGAUCAGAACACAAAGCCAAUGGAGGAUGUCAUGCCUCUACCAGCAGGCAAAAAGCUGAAAAAGAAGAGACCAGCCAACUUGACUCCAGAUGGAGAGCCCAAAAAGAAGAAGAAGGUGAAGAAAAAGGUUGAUGGAGUCCUCCCUGAAGGUGUUCCACAACAUCAGCCAGGAUUUCCCAAGACUCCUUUAUUGGCUUCAGAAGCUGCUCCUUUAGACACCGAUCUGAGCAGGCAGCAACAAGAGGACAAGAAGGUUGCUCAGAUUCUCGCAGCUAUCAAAGAUCCAAAAUCAGAAGCUCCUCCUUCAGGAAAUCCUCUGAUGAAUCAUAAAAGUUUGUCUAGUGCUAAAAUUGCUACUCCAAAUUCUCUCCCAUCAUUUAAGUCAAAAAGUGAUGGAGAACCUGUGAUUAGUGCUGAUCCAUUUCAGUUUGAAGAUGAUGAUGAUGGUCCUGGUGUUAUACUACAGCCUAGUCUGUCUAAGAAAUCAGCUCAAGAAUCAAAAUUGUCCCAGAAUGAGAAUCUUCAUCAUCUUCUAGGAGGAAGUAGUGAGAAUCUGGAUAAAUUUUGUUGUAAUCAUUGUGAAGAAACUGGUGAUCUGCUGUCUCUACACUGCCAGAACAAACACUCACAGAAUUCAAUGAAAACGUCAUUAGGGUCUGUGAACCAGACAGUAUCACCUCAUUCUGAAGGAUCUCAAAAGCAGCAGGUUCCAGUUCAAGAACACACUCCAACAUCAUCUACAUAUCACAACACCCAAAGUCUUUCAUUUUCUCAACAACAAAGUCAUAGUGCUGGGUCCACAGCUGUCACUACUGGAUCAGACCCUCUAGCUACUACCACUAUCAAACAUGAGACUUAUAGUGUCAGUGUGACACCUGCUGACACAAAAGUUCCUCUUAAGGAUUAUAUACUAGACCAAGGGCCCCAAACUCAGGCUAAUCCCUUAGCCAAUCUACAAGCUUCAGUUCAGAAUAUAUUUGAUGAUAGUUCACUGAACCAUUUCAAUGGUCCUCGACUUCAUAUUCCACCUGAAAUGCUAAAUGAAUAUUUGAACAAAACUGAGGGAAAUCUGAAUAGUAAGAUACAGUGUGGUGGACUGUCUCCAAAUAAACUAUUGUCCAGUAAAAAUGCAGAUUUUUUGUCCACAAGUUACAGUCCACCCCACGAUAUUAAACCAGUUCCUCCAUCUGUGCCGUCUGCUCUGAAUCAGUCCAAGACAGACAGCAAGAUUGAUGUGAAACUACCAGAGCUUUCGCCUGGCAUGAGAGUAGGUCCAGAGGGUACCACUACCCCACAGACAACGCCAACGAAAGACAAGAACAGCAAGGUCCAAUUCAACAUUGAUGAUGAUGAUCUCUUAGCAGAUGAAAUUCCAAUUAAGCUUGGAUCAGUGGAGGAGGAACUGUUUGAGAGACUCAAGAACAACAAGUCCGAGGUUCCUCACUGUGAUUGCUUAGGACCCAACUAUGUCCUCAAUGAGAGUGUUGAAGGACCCUACUACACACAGCUGGGCUCUGGUCCCGAUAUACCUUCAAUCAGGAAGCUCCUUGAACAAAGAACUGGCACGACGGGCAACGCCAUUCGCAUAGAGAAGAUUAUAUACACAGGCAAGGAAGGAAAGAGCUCACAAGGAUGUCCUGUUGCCAAAUGGAUCAUUCGCCGGUCAAGUCCAGAGGAGAAGUACCUGUGUGUUGCCCGCCACCGACCUGGUCACUUCUGUGCCCAUGCCUACAUCAUUUCUGUCAUGGUGGCAUGGGAUGGGGUACAGUCGGAUAUGGCUGAUGAUCUCUACAGUUAUUUGAGUGGAACUGUCACCAAGUUAGGAUUUGAGACCGAAAGAAGAUGUGGUACGAAUGAAAGAAAAACCUGUGCAUGCCAGGGAGUAGACUUGGUGAGACGAGGCGCAUCAUUCUCGUUUGGCUGUUCAUGGAGUAUGUAUUUCAACGGCUGUAAAUAUGCUCGCAGUCGGGAUGCCAGAAAGUUCAAGCUCAAGGACACAGUAAAGGAAACAGAGCUUGAAGAGAGGCUACAAAAUCUGGCCUCAAUGGUGGGACCACUGUACGAGACUGUUACACCAGAUGCCCAUCGUAACCAGUGUCAGUUUGAUACCGAAGGAGGAGAAUGUCGCCUCGGCGACAACAAAGCCCGUCCAUUCAGUGGAGUAACUGCCUGUGUUGACUUCUGCGCUCAUGCUCACAAGGAUCUCCACAACAUGAAUAACGGCAGCACUGUGGUUGUGACCUUGACCAAGCACAGAGGGUUUCAGAAGCCUGAGGAUGAGCAACUCCACGUGUUGCCCCUGUAUGUUCUUGACCCCACAGAUGAAUCUGGAAGUGUGGAAGGGCAGAGGGAGAAGAUCAGACAGGGAUGCCUUGAAGUCCUAACCAACUAUCCACUUGAGGCUAAAAUGAGAGCCCAACCCCUAACCCCGAAGAAAAGAGGAAAAGCAGCAAAGAAAGACAGCCCAAAUGCUAAGAAGAAGAAGGAACAAGAACCGGUGUUCCCCCAGCCUCCAGUCCACAACGAGGCACCCCCAGCAGGUGGUGCUCCUGCAAAAGAACAGCACGCCAUGCUGGAGCAUCUGAUGAAGAAAGUCAACAAUGAGAGUAUUUCAUUUGAAGAUCUCAUGUCUCACUCGUAUCUUCCAGGCUUUAAUGAGCUGUAUGGCAAAUUCUGGGAUUACUUCUAUGCCAAUGGUACAUUCCCUCCUGGAACUUUCUUGUCAAAAUGGGCAGCUAAUAAAAUGUCAUUUUUGAAUAAUCAAAAAUCAGACGGUGCUGGAAACCAUUUUAAGAUGGAAAAUAAUCAAAUGCUUCAUAAUCCACACCAUCCCAAUAUUCCAAACCACAAUGGCCCUCCAUCGCAGGGUCAACAUUUAAAUCAAGGUCAAGGGCAGCAAAAUGGAAUGACCCCUAACCCUCAAGGUCAAGGGGUGAAACAUGAAGGUCAUAAGCUAUUCAGUCAUCAUCCAUCAAUUCCUCAAAAUGGUGCAUCUCAGGAACAACAUCAAGUAUCAUCGAACUCAUUCUCAUCCCCACUGGACAUGUUGUCGACUGCUGCAAUUAUGCAGAACGGAGAUAAGCUGUGUGCCAAUGGACCAGGAGGUGCUCAUCUACCACCUCAAUUUUCAUCUUCCCAACCAGUGCCUUCCCAGCCUGGUCCAAUGUCAGGUCAAACAGGUCCUCCCCAUCCUCAGACAACUCAGGAUCAACCAAAUCCGUCUGGAUACCCAGCUAUGCAACAUCGAGCAUCAUCACUGCCACAACAUCCAAAUCAACAUUCCAGUGCAGACGGCAAAUCUGACUGUAACAACCCUGCGGGGUUCAAUAAUAGGGCACCCUGCAAUCUAGCAGGGACAUCAAUGUGCAAUGGAGGUGCAGACAAAUCUGCACUGGACUUUGGAAAUCAGAAUAGGCUACAUGCUGACGAGCCUAAUGAAUGUAUGAUAGACCCAACUGUUGUCAAAUGUGAGUGGGAGUACAAUGAGGAGGUUUUCCGCGAUCCCAACAUUGGUGGUGUUGCCAUUGCCCUAGGGCAUGGCGCUGUGCUGUUUGAAGUUGCCAAGCGUGAGCUACACGCAACAACUGCUCUGAAAAACCCAAACCGCUAUCAUCCAACCAGAAUAAGUCUUGUGUUCUACCAACAUAAAAAUUUGAAUUAUCGGCACCACGGCUGGUACGAAAAUGAACGAAAGAUGGAAAUGUUACGACAGAAGAAGUUGGAGAAAAUGAAAGACCCCAUCGAAAAUGAGGUCCCAGUCAAUGGAGCUGUCAAUGGAGCCGUGAAAAUUGUUAAAAAGAAGAAAAAGAAGGAAACUGUCGAUUUUGCAAAAACUUCAGCAGCACAGUACAAAUAUAUGUGGGAUGCACCUGUUCGGCAUGGCGUCUCCUUGACAACGGACUCUAUUAUUACACGCUGGAUAGAUCCGCAGCCAAUGGUAUCAGGCCCUUAUCAACGGUGGGUUUGAUAAACCAAUCAGAUGUAUUGUUCAAGGAUAAUUGGGUUUAUAUGUAAGCAUUUACCAUCCUAGUACUUAUCUCUAGUUUCAGAACAUGUUCUUGUUAUUGUUUAUACCAUACAUAAACAGCUUGUAACAAUGUUGUGCCAACAUUCAUGUCAUUUUGUUUAUUGUUAAGCCUCUUCAUCGUUUAUAAAGAAAAAAUAGCAAGUUUUUUAAAUUUUGGGAUAAAGAUGUUAUGUUUUGUUUGGCUAUUCCAUUGUGCUUCAGAUAAAUGAGAGGCAGUGCUAGGGUUUUUAAGAUAAACUGUUAACUGUUAUGUCUUUCAUCUCAGUAUGUUUUGAAAUUGUGCUAUAAGUGAAUUGUUACAUUUUCGAAACAGUAACUCAUGCAACGCAUGUCGUGUUUUCAUGAGAGUGGAACAGGUGUGCAUAGACAGGAAUGAAUGAUCAGCAUCAUUUGUCCAAACAUACCUCUCUUAAAUAGGCAUAAAUGUGAGAUUUUCCUGAUAGUAGUUCAAGCAAAGAGUUUGUUGGAAAUGACUAUUUACAAAAGUUGUUUUUAUUAUUUUUCCCAAUUAUGAACGUUUUUCUGUGGUUUUACUAUGUUUGUGCUGUGAGAAAGUGCUGUGAGAUACUGACAAAUUUCAAGAAAUUUAAUUUCACAAAAUUAAAGAGCUUUUAUUUCGGGAAUUGUAAAUGGUACGACAACUUGGCAAAUUGUGAGUUUGAUUUCUUGAAAGUAAUUCAGUGUAAUGCAUGUCAGAUACUGCUUGUAUACAACUAAUUAAAUUAUAAUUUAUAUGAUAGUGAUUUUAGUUAGCAUAAUUUAAGGCAAUGAGCAGUACUGCUCGACACUUAUUAACUCAGGGUUUUUCAAUAUAUUGUUUAGCAUACUCACAUGUAUAUGAAGUCACAUGUAUGACUUUAUUAAAGAGAAAUAGUAUACUUUAUGAAUAUUCAUGCAGUUUAUAUUCACAGAAACGCCUGAACAUAUUCUUUCAUACCUGCAUAGUUUCUGUAUAUUUUAUGUUGUUAUUGUUGCUUUGAGUGAGAAAUGUAAUUAGUUAGUAAACCCCAUGUUAUAUCAAAGUAGAACCUGAAACAUCUCUGCAAAAUCUGCAAAAAAAUUCAAAUUUUCAAUAAAGAUAAUCAAUUUUAAGCCAUGACAACGUUAACUGCAUGUACAGAAGUACAAGAGCCAUGUUAUCGUGAUUAUGAAUAUGAAAAUGGUACGAAAGAUACUGUUCCCAAAACACGAUUUGAUAUGCUAUGUACUUUACUUGUAAGUGGUAUUUACAUUCAUCACUUUUGAUUAAUAACGGCAGCUGAAUUUUUCUAAUUCAUGUAGAGUGGUUAAGAUUAUCAUGUGAUCUGAUUCUUCAGUCAGGAGAGUCAGGUAUGAUCUUGGCUAGGAAUGUGACUUAAUUACAUUAUAUAUUGUGUCAGUCUGUGUUUUGUACCAAAUGUGAAUUAAUCGCCAUUCGAGGAAUGUAUUCUGUACAUUGGUUUUAAUUGUAAUAUAAAUUAAGUCAUUCUUAUUCUGCAAUAGUUGAUAUUUGUAAUUUCAAAUUGUUAUAACAGGCAUAAAUGUGUGUAUUUUGAGACAUUGUUGUACAGGUAGUUUAUUUAUCAUGGUAACCAUGGUAACCCAGAGAAACAAUUGUACAAAUUAAUGAAUUCAUUGCCAUCAAGAAAGCUUAUGUGACAUAGUCAUCUGAUGUUUAGUGUAAGAGAUUUUUACAUAUGUUAUUUGUUAUUGUCUCAAGAGUUCCUCUUACAUUAUGAUGUUUUCAUAUUGGCGAAGUAUGAUUUUAUUUGUUAAAGUCAUUCAAAUGCAUGUUUAGGUUUUAAAUCCCAUUUUUUCUGGCAUGUGUGGACAUUUCUCACUUUUUAAUGAAUGAUAAGUCACCAUUUUUGUUGUUUAUUUUGUUUUAAUUAUUGUUUCACAAGAUCUCAAACAAUAAUUGUUUACCAGCUGUGAAAGACGAUGACACAAAACAAAGAUGGCAUAAUUGUUCAAUAAUGAUUUGAAAGUUGUACAUUAGGUGGAUGUGUAUAUCAAACCACAAUAUAUAGGGAUUUAUCUUGACCUGCUCAGAGGCUGACAAUCGGCCCCAAAUCUACAGCAAUAGUGAGUACAAAUCCACAUUCAAUUUAAAAUCUCCCAAUUCCUGUUUUUGUAGUUACCGGUAUAAUAAUGUCAUGGCUUUAUACGGAUAACUUAUAGUUCACUGAUAACAUGCCCAGUAAGGACGAAGAAGCUUGAAUGCUUUUUUGUACAGUAUGGCAUUGAAUGCAUUUAUUAAAUAUAUCUCAAUUUAAGAAAAUAAGGUAUUUUUAUUAAAAUUUAUUUUGAACCAUGAAUCCUUCUCAAUUUGCCUGCCAAGUGCAAUUGGGAUGCAGUUGUAGUUAAAUCCCUGCAUUAUGAUGGUAUGACAAUGGAGUCUGUUUGGGGGGAUAAUCCAGAAUGGUUAUUCUCCGUGUUGGCAUUUUACCAGUGAGGGCUCUGUGUCUAAUCUGGUCAAAACAUGUAGCAAUGCAGCUGAUAGUAACAACCCUGAAUUUUCAGAAAAGGAAAAAAAAAUCUUUUUUCAGAAAUUGAUUGUUUAACCUUCUGAAUGCUUGUUGUGUUUCUCAAUUACCUUCUUAGCCAUUUUCCGUCUUUCUAGAAAUAAGGAUCUUUGGAACUAUGGAAGGGUUUAGUUUGACCGAACAACAUUUUUAUUAAAAAAAUUGACCCAGAUGUUUUGUGUGGUCUCAAGAAGGUAACCAUGUAAAAUGCUCAAAUUAAUCAUGUCAUUGAUAUUCACACCAAACUCCAUUAACUAGGAAAUAUGAUGCACUUGUAAACAUUGUUACUUAUCUGCUGUAGGUAAUGGUGUCUGUCCUCAUUAGACUGCUUGUUCCUCAGGACAAAAUCAGGCAGGUCCUUGUGAUGCAUCUGGUACAUUUACUCUCCAAGUCAGGUUUCGUGCUAUGAAAGUUCAUUGAAUUAUCAAUUAACCUAGGUGGUCCAGUGGCCUAAAGCACUGUAAAUCACUGAGCAGAGUUGCAUCCCUUAGCUGUGUCAGGAUCUGCAGGUUGUGGGUAUCAAUCAUGAAUUUGCCCUGAUCGUCAUCCUUGAUAUGUCAGUGCUCCAUUGCUUGUGGGUUUAACCAAACUUGUAAACAUCUAUGAAUUACUUCACUUUGGGAUUUCCUCCAACAUAAGCUGACACAAUGGGAUGUACUCGAAAAAUCUUUUAUUUUAUUGGAUUGUAAAAGAGUUGGUGCUAAAAUUCAAUGUUGGUGGUCGAAAAAAAUUAUUCUAAUUCAGACUAGUACACCUAUAAAUGAAUGAAAAACAAACAAAUUUGAACGUAACAAGAUAUCAAAAGAUAUUUGAUUGUAUUUCUGUUUAUUAGAAUCAUAAUUUUUAUACAUGUUAUUCACCAUUUCUUACAAACAAUGGUGAUGAAAUCUUUUUUCAGUUUUUUAUUGUCUAAAAAUAUUUUUAAUAAAUAAGGCCCAACUGAACCACUGUUUAAAGCAGGGUUGAACUCCACUCACUCACUCAACAUUGGCUCAUGACAUAAUCAAAUUCAUUACUGUUUGUCCUUUCGAUGGUUGGAGCCGUGAGAAACUGAACUGUAAACUGCUGAGGUAGAAUACAACCGCUUCUGUGCUAGAAUAUUUUAUUUGCCAUUUUGAGGAUUUUGGAAAUAUUUAGUAGUACUUCAUUAUGAAACUCUACUGAAACAUUGUUUGGUAAAAUGUAGUUGUUUUCAAUACUUGUUUAAUUCUUGAUUGUUUUGUGUAUUGUUACCCAACCGUUUUCAUUGAUGAUAUUUGGAUGAUUGUCUUGUUUUGAGAACACAUAUAUGUGAGGCUACACUAUUUGUAUAUUUUAGGGAUAUAGAUGUUUCGUUUGGUGAGGUAAAAAAACCACUAAAAUCGUGUAGCUCUGUAUGUUUUUAUCUUAUUUGGCAUAUUGUUGUUUUGGUCAGUCAUUUUAUUGGGGAAAAAUAAGAACUUAUUUUUUUAUGAAGACCAGGGUAUUUUAGGCUUAAAAAAGGAUAAAAGAAUUUAUUCUCAGGCAAUGACUUUUGAAAUUAUAGUACGGGCGGGUGUUUUUUGUUGUUGUUUUUUUCGUGUUAAAACAAGUACAUGUAUGUAACAAAAUGAACAGUUGUGUACCAACAACCUGGGAAAGGGCCUCCCUACAUGAAGAAGUAUGCAUGUAAAGGGAAGUAACUGCGUGCUAUAUUGGAUCUCAUUGUUAUAAGUAUUAGGAUUUUUUAGUUUUUGGGGAAAAUGGAAAUUAAGGAAACAUGCGGCAGACUACACCUGAGAGAACAUACUGUGAUUUCUCUGUAAGGUGUUUCCAGAGUGACCAGAGGCUUAUUACAUACAUUUAAUUAAUAAUUAUUAAAAUACUCUAUGUUUGAUGUUUUUUGGUGAUAUCUUUAUAUUUGUCUUACCCAUCACGAAAAAGAAAAGACGAACAAAUCAUUCAAGUCUUAAAAACCUGAACCUGAAAAACAAGUGUGGCCUUAGAUUACACCUUUUCAAAAUUUAUUGUAACACUUCAACAAGAUGAUUUCUGAUUCAAAGCCUAUAUCUUGAAUCUGAUGAGUGGUUUCAUUUGGUUAAAUGAUGUACUAGCAGAUCGAGAGGGGGGAUGCAGGGGACAAACACACUCCUAUUUCCAGACACCUUACAUGUUAACCGCGCCCUUGUCCAAGUUACUUCGUGAUAUGGUUAGGAGCAAACACCCCUCCCCCCUUUUUUCAAAAUCGUGGAUCUUUCUAGGUGAUGCAUGAAUUGUUAAAUGGCAUUUGCUGUUCCACUGACAUACAUUUGGAGGAAGGGGGUAGUUAUUUAAGAUUAAAAGGAUUUGCAGAGAGAAACAAUUACGGUCGGCAAAAACCACACAGGUUCGGGGUGAAUGUGGAGAGAAAACUACACACAUAUUGGUAGGGUCGUGAAAAAGUGGGCAUGUGGGGAGGGUUGAAAAGGAAUUACUUGUUUUCCAGGUUAUCUUUUUCAGUUCAUUCCCCUUUUUAUAAAUAACCAGUCACUGAAAUUCAUGCAUUUAUCACUACAUGUCAACUGCAUUUGUUAUUAACAUUUGUACAUUGCAACUGUCACUCAAGAUCACAUCUCAUUGAUGACAUUUAUAGAUAACAUGUUUUACAUAGUUUUAUAUCUUUUCUAUUUUAGGUAAGAGUAAUUUUACAAAAUCCAACUGUUGAUGUACACUACACGCCUCGACAAUGUUGAUGAACCCUGAACAAUGCCAGCCAAUGAAAUAAGGCUCGCAAUCAGGGACCGAUGAUAACAACAUUGUGUGUGUUAACUGAUCUAUUUAUUAUUUUGUUGUCCAUCUACUAGUAAGGUAGUGUAAUUUAUUAUUUGUAGAUUUUGAACAAUUGUAUAUUCUUAACGGGUAUAUUUUUUAUUAAUAUCCAAAAUAAUAAUAUUGCCAUAUGUUGUAAUGUUGCAGGACACUUGGACAGUUUGAGAUUUUAGAUGUUAUUUUCAGCAUUGAUAUUGAGAAUAAUAUUUAUUAUGUUCAUGACUGAUUUAAUGCUUAUGUCUGCCUAUGGUAUUAAUCUAUGGUUUAAUGAAUUACUUUAAUUCUUGUGAUUGCUGUCUUUCUGGGUGUAAAUUCCUGGUAAUAAUAGAAGUGGGAGAUGCCCACGUAAAAUUGUACAGAGGAUGGAGCAUGGAGGGUUCCACUAUAGAUUGUCAGUAGAUACGAUGUGUAGGAACACACAGUGUUUGUGUGUAUGUGUCGUCAAAAUAGAGAUGAUGAAAAUAAAUCCAUAUUUAUACUGUC
Molecule: messenger RNA, 11993 nt
Organism: Haliotis rufescens (red abalone)
Lineage: Eukaryota; Metazoa; Mollusca; Gastropoda; Lepetellida; Haliotidae
Exons: 10
Coding region: 139-6180 (2013 amino acids)
Biological process (GO): positive regulation of transcription by RNA polymerase II; oxidative demethylation
Cellular component (GO): nucleus
Molecular function (GO): DNA 5-methylcytosine dioxygenase activity
Source: RefSeq, a predicted model, not a curated record